Mugil cephalus (flathead mullet) is the source of this 4192-nucleotide messenger RNA. It is a transcript of the gene fbxl17, whose product is annotated as F-box and leucine-rich repeat protein 17. The coding region runs from base 214 to 2205 and encodes 663 amino acids. The record is from RefSeq and is a predicted model, not a curated record. NCBI's taxonomy places the organism in Eukaryota, Metazoa, Chordata, Actinopteri, Mugiliformes, Mugilidae. Gene Ontology annotation, cellular component: SCF ubiquitin ligase complex. Gene Ontology annotation, biological process: SCF-dependent proteasomal ubiquitin-dependent protein catabolic process. The transcript is spliced from 11 exons. Gene Ontology annotation, molecular function: protein binding.
UCUCUGUGCGGAAGUGUCGUCCUCAAGAGCAGCAGCAACAGCGGAGGAGCCAGGGCUGCCACUGUUUGGAUAAACACCACGGCAGUUCACUUGCAGGUUUCCAGGCGUCCGCGUCUCUCCUGCUCACCUCGACCGUGCAGCAUAGCAGUAUUAUGCGAGCACCGUCCGGCGUGUGGGAGCACCGUGUGAAGUGAGUUUCCUUGAAUCAUCUAUAUGGGCCAUCUUCUCUCGAAAAAUGGUUACCGCCUAAAGAAGAGAACCCGCAAGUUAGAUCACAGGAAGAAGAAGAAGAGGAACUGUUUCCUGCAGGGACCUUGCAUGCUCUGCUUCAUAGUCCACAGCAACAGCAGUGGUCUCGACGACGACGACAGCGACCAUCUGGAGGCCGGCGUCAACGGGUGCCGUCACAACAGCAUCCCCGGAAUCACCGUCCCGGUCGUAAGCGGAGUCGGAAUCGGAGCCGCGGCCGCCUCGAAGCUCGCCGAGCGCUACGCAGCACUCGCGUCGCCCGAAGAUUGCUCCAAGUUCCUGUUGUGUCCGAGGGAGCUAGCCAUCUGGGAGGGCCAAGGGAGGAGCCUUUUAUCCGCCGUCCCUGCCAAACUGAUCCCAGCGCCAGCGCUCUUGCGAACCGCUGGUGUGUCUGUGACCGUGCCCAUACCUGUGCCUGGCUGCACCAGCGAAUACACUGAGAUGGUGUGUAAGAGGAAGUGCUCAGAGGUGCAGAGGGGCACCCCUUGCAAGCAGCCGCGCUGUGCCUUCGCUGCUCCUGAUGGAGGGCUGGAGAACGGGGGAGUGGGAGGAGGUGGGGGAGACGUCGCCUCGAACUCUGAAACCGGCCACUGCCACCUUCCCCUCUGUCCACUUCCCUCCUCCUCCUCCGCGGCUUCCUCUUCCUCCUCCUCCUCAUCCUCCUCCUCCUCCUCCUCCUCGUCACCUGCUGACGGCUGCUGUGGUUUGGGUCUUCACGCCGAUUUGCCCCACAGUUCAGACUCUUCCCCCUGCUGCCCGCAUCAUUACGAGGAAUGCCCGGGGAGGAGUUCAGACGCUGCUGAUCACUUAAGCAUCAACCACCUGCCUUCCUCCAUUCUUCUUAAGGUGCUGUCCCACUUGACAGUGAAAGAGCGCUGUCUUUGUGCCUCACUGGUUUGUAAGUACUGGAGGGAUCUCUGCUUGGACUUCCAGUUCUGGAAGCAAAUCGACCUCAGUGGCCUACAACAAGUGAACGAUGAUCUCCUGGUGAAAAUAGCUUCUCGGAGGCAGAAUGUGACGGAGAUCAACAUCUCAGAUUGCAGGGGCGUCCAUGACCACGGCGUGGCCUCCCUGGCGUCACAAUGUCCGGGACUACAGAAGUACACCGCGUAUCGCUGCAAGCAGCUGGGCGACAGCUCUCUGUCGGCCCUGGCCACACACUGCCCUCUCCUGGUGAAGGUGCAUGUGGGCAACCAGGACAAACUAACAGAUGGAGCACUGAAAAAGCUGGGAGAGCGCUGCAGCGAGCUGAAGGACAUCCACUUGGGUCAGUGCUACGGCGUCUCAGAUGACGGCAUGGUGGCCCUGGCUAAAGGAUGUCCUAAACUACAGAGACUCUACUUGCAAGAGAACAAAAUGGUCACCGAUCAGUCUGUGCGGGCGGUAGCGGAGAAUUGCCCCGAGCUGCAGUUCGUGGGCUUCAUGGGAUGCCCUGUGACCUCUCAGGGAGUCAUCCACCUUACCGCGCUACGUAACCUGAGCGUCCUGGACCUCCGGCACAUCGCAGAGCUCAACAACGAGACGGUGAUGGAAGUGGUGCGGAAAUGUCGCAACCUCAGCUCCCUCAACCUCUGCCUCAACUGGAGCAUCAAUGACAGGUGCGUGGAAAUCAUCGCCAAGGAGGGGAGAAGCCUGAAGGAGCUCUAUCUCGUGUCUUGUAAAAUCACAGACCACGCUCUGAUAGCCAUAGGCCAGUACAGCAGCACCAUAGAGACCGUGGACGCCGGCUGGUGCAAAGACAUCACAGACCAGGGAGCCACGCAGAUCGCCCAGAGCAGCAAGUCCCUCCGCUACCUGGGCCUCAUGAGAUGUGACAAGGUGAACGAGGAGACCGUGGAGAGGCUGGUCGUCCAGUACCCUCACAUUGUGUUCAGCACGGUGAUGCAGGACUGCAAGAGAACCCUGGAGAGAGCUUAUCAAAUGGGCUGGAGCCCCAACACGUCGAACGCUUCGUAGCUACUGCCGGAUCACACACACACACACACACACACACACACACACACACACUCAUAGGGCUACACAAAGGUCCUUUUUGUAUACAGAUACCCAUACACGAUAAGUGCAGCUCACUCAUCUUUACUUCCCAUUCUCUUUUCGACGUGCAUGUGAUUAUGUAGCUACACUCUUCCAGACAAACGUUCAUGAGUCCAUCAGCGGUUUCAUUUGAAGCAAACGUCUCCUCUUUUAGAAUGAUGUUUUAUAACUAGAAGUCAGACACCUUUCGGUUUUAUGCUGCAGCCCAAAACUGACUCGUCGCUGUCGUCAUUGGAAAUAAGUUCGACUCCGUUCAACGACGACACGUCUGAUCGGACACGUAUAUUCUGUCCGAUCAGAGCCGUUGUUGUGCACUAACAAGUGAUGUUUGAUAUCUGCUAUGAGUGAAGUUUAAGAGUAUUAAGACCUUUUAAGUCCUCUGCUUGGGUGGAGUCGAGGUAAAGGUGUGAGGGGAAGGGGGUUUGAAUAUAUCAAAGGCCCAAGAAAAAAAAAUGUCAGUAAAAGACAUUCGGUGAUGGUUGAACCUGAAUUAUUUUUGAGAGGAUUGAUUUAAUUUUUUUUUUUUUUCUAACUGGAACCGGUGAGGCAUUCUAUGAACUGAACUCCACUGCUGCGUUGAGAUUUCACAGGCGGGGGCAGAGACUCUGAGAUCAGUAGGCCUCCGAUGGCCGCGUCACACCGGACCACUUCUGAACCGCGAGGACUUCACACCUCGCUUGAGGCAUUUUUGAGAAAUUUUCUGAUGUUUAUUUUGCCCCAGUUGGAACUUUUUUUUUUUUUUUUUUUUUUUUUUUUCCCUCUCUUGGAUGUUCAGUACAGUGUUAAAGGCAUUUGUGGACUGUGCGGUGAGAUUGUUGACAAGGAUCCAUGUGGAAGGACGAGCUCCUCGCUGGGACUCAUUAUGCACAUUGUUGUCAAGGGGAAGAAAAAAAAAAGGAAAGAUUCGGGCCAAAACCGUUGAAACUCUACAAUGGCAAAUGUGUGGCAGGAAAAUGGCAUUGAUUAUAUAUCAAAGGUGCAUGUUUACAUUGAGAUCCUUACCCUAUUUUUACAGCUCGAUAUGGAGCACUUAAAAUGUAAAUCACCAUGCAUAUGAGUUGGGAUCAGUGCUCCUUUUAUUGCCAUGCGUAGAUUUGCUGCCGACUGAGCGUCACCUUGAGUCAUUACAGAAUGAAAUCUAACAGUGCUUGAAAUAGAAGUUGCCUUUACGUAAAAUAUCCAGAAUAUCCACAGCCACCUUGAUGACAGGUAAGAGGAAGUUGAGCCUUAAGUGGUUAUUAAUUGCGACCCGAUUAGCAACCUGAAGUCGACCCAGAAUUUACUAUAGAAAUAUUUAUCUGAAACCAUAUUCCUGUCUUUUGAUCUGACAUAUACAUAUAUAUAUAUAUGAAUAAAUACUGUGUGGGAUUUACUUAGAAUAAUGUUGGUUUUGAGCAUAUACUUGUAACAUUAGCUAUGUAGCAACGGAGCGAGCGAUUUAUCUUUCCUAGUGGUGUAGGACGUGAAGAAAAAUCUGGUUCGGAUGAGUAGAUGUCGGUGGGCGAGAGUUGAUCAUUUUUCAUCUGUUCUAUAGAAAAUGCAUUAGUGCACAGUUAAAGAUGCAAAUAACCAGGGUAUUUUUCUAUGGUGUGAUCCUGCUCUGGGCUCCACUCACAGUCACCCAGAUAUAACAAACUGAACUUAGAGUUUUGAGUAGAACUGUAAACCUUUCACAAUGUAUAGAAAUUUUGGACUAUUAAAAACAUUCAUUUUUCUCCUUGUCGGGAUUUGUAGGUGAAGAGUUCUCCCUCGGCCUGUGUUUUUUUUUUUUCUUCUGUUUCUGUUCUUUUGUAAUCCCCCAUAUGCACUUUCUUCUCCGCUAGAUGUUGACACACUUGAUUCCUGAUUUGUUAAGGCAACCGUAAAUGACUGGAUUUACAUAAAGAUGAAUAAAACACUACUACUUCAA